AUGGAUACGCGAAGAAAAACUUCAACUAAGCGAAAAGAUGAAAUGACGAAAUCAACCACUGUUCACACUCGAAUAGCAGAACUUCGUAAAUUAACGACGAAACAUGGGGUUUAUAGUGUAUGUGAACUGAGUAGCUAUGGAUUCGAAUAUACGGGUGAAGGAGAUACAGCGAUAUGUGAUAGCUGCGGAUUGAAGAUAUCAGAUUUGACACUAGAUGUCAAUCCUAAAACAAUCCAUUUCGAAAGAAGUCCUGAUUGCUCAUUUCUUAAGUCUCUGAAGUUAAAAUCACCAGAACUAAUACACCAUUCAACAUCGUCAUCAUCAUUGGCAACAACCGCUCAUAAUUCGUCGUCAUCGAAUGAAUCGGAAAAGCCCUCGAAGCGAAUAAAAAUAGAACCAAAUGAGUUAAUGUCAUCAGUUAAUAUGUUAUAUGAAACAAGUUCACUUCAACAAGUACGAAGAAGGACUUUUUCUCAUUGGCCAAGUCGUACUAUUCCGUCUGUAGCGCAAAUGAUCGAAGCUGGAUUCUUCAACUGCAAUGUGGGUGACAGAGUGAUAUGUCUGUAUUGCAAUCUUAUCUGUCAACAAUGGACUCCUCAUACUGAUGAUCCGAGCGAAAUUCAUAAAACACUUUCGCCAAAAUGUCCAUAUGUUAAAGGGAAAUUGAUACGUCCCCCAGCAUCGUCAAUAAUUAUUGUAAAUGAAGGCGGAGCUACUGCGGUCACCGGCAGCAACUCAUCAUCAAACCAAUUUGAUCCAUUAAGAUCGAACGAAAUUGUUUUCACAGCUGCUUGUAAUCCUGCUUACACAGAAAUACCAAAACGUCACGCAUCAUUUGAACAAUGGCCAAAGGAGAACUUACCUUCCGUCGAUGAUUUGAACUGGGGUCCAAACGAUAAUCCUAUGAUCGAGCAUGCAAGAUGGUUUCCACAUUGCGCUUAUGCGAAACAACUGUGUGGUGAUGAUUUGUAUCGUAAGAUUCAGGAGUCAAAACGAGCACAGCAAGAGCGGGCAAAAGCUAAUGAACUUAGAGAGAGAGCGACUGUAAGUGGAGCGACGAAUACAACAAGCGCUGCCACAACAAACAAUAACCGUCAAUUAUUAAUACCUGAUGAAAGUACUUUGUCAAGACUGGUGGCAGCACGACUCGAUUUACCAAUUUCUCAGCGAUUACUCGAUCAAAAUUUCAAACUAUCUAUCAUCAAACGUUGUUGGGAAGAUCAAUUACGACUGAAACAGGAUGAUUUUCAAUCAGAAUGUGAUCUCUUCAUUGCUUGCACUAUUCUCCAGAAGCAAAUCGAACACAUAGAUGGUAAAAAGGAGAAUAUUGUCAUACCAAGCAUCAAGAUGAAACAGAUUCGAGAAAAAAAUGAAGCACAACUUCGUGAGCCAACAUCUAAUCAAGCACAAGUCAUCUCCAAUCCAACAGAUGCUGAAAUGACUACAUCAUCACAGUCAUUAACAAACGAAUCGGUCUCCUCCCAAUCUUCGAUUGAAUCAACUUCCAAACCAUCCACACCUGGCAGCCAAGGAGAAACAAAACUCAUUAAACCGAUCAUUUCAUCAAGUAGCGAACACGAUCAAUCGAACUCCAAUACUCCAUCAAAUCCAUGUGUACUUUGCUUAACAGAAGAAAAACGAUUAGCCUGUAUACCCUGUGGCCACUUAGCCACAUGUGUUCCUUGUGGACACUCUUUGAGAUCAUGUCCGAUGUGCAGACGCGAAAUAGAAGCGUUUAAAAUAAAAGGGACGCAUAUAUUCAUGCCUCGAUAUCUACUUUUUUUCGCUCAUGAACUGAUCGAUUUCCGACUGGCUGAAUUAUUAAGUUUGGCGGAGAUGUUCGGUUUUCGAGAGAGUAUGACAAUCGAAAGAAAACCAGAGCAAGAUCCAUUCAUGCUAUGCACCUUUUCUCAUGUGGAUCAUUUGAAAUUGUACUCGUCUCGAUCGGUGCUACUGAAAUCUGCUUAUGAAUAUUGGACACACGGAUCAUCAAUGGUCGAUGUUGUCGAUAAAUUGAUCGCCAAUUCUGAUUUGCGUCCGAAACCUAAUGAAACAUGGCGUAUACUUGUUCAUGCGUUUCGAAAACAAUUUGCACAGCCGGAAAAAGUUCAACGAAUUGAAGCAUUUAGUGAUCGAUUGAAUAUCACAAAUCGAUUUUGUUUAAAUAAUAAAGCAGAUUGUACUGUUGGUCUGUUUGAAAACUACGAAGAAGGACUACUGGAACAACCGAAAGAAGUUUUCACUGGGAGAUGGAUAUGUGAUGGAGCACGUCAUUUGAUUGAAAAGUACGACGUGCGAAAGCGUUACUUCAUUGGCAAUACAACCAUGGAUGCUACAUUAUCAUUUGUCAUGGCAAACAUGGCUCAGUGUCAACCGAACCAUGUCGCCCUUGAUCCUUUUUGUGGAACAGGUGGUAUCCUACUGGCUUGUGCAGAAUUCGGUAGUUAUGUAAUUGGAAGUGAAUUCGACUGGCGUGUACUAACAGCACAAGCUAAACCAACGAAAGCCAAUACGAAGCAACGUGCUCGUAACCCCGAUGAAAUGAUGUACCGAAACUUUUCCGAUUAUGGCACAUUGAGUCGCUUCUUGGGUGUCGUUGGUGCGGAUUUUGCCUAUCCACCGUGGCGACCAGGAUUUAUAUUCGACGCUAUCGUUUCCGAUCCGCCCUAUGGUAUUCGUGAAUCCUCUCAACACAAAAGUCGUCGCCAAGGUGACUCGGCCGAAGGUGAUGUACAGAAAUAUGACUUAACAAAUAUCUAUGUUGAUUUGUUGAACUUUGCAAAUGUUUAUCUUCGUGUCGGUGGCCGAUUAGUUUUCUGGAUGCCUACGCAUAUCAUGACUUAUGAUGAAAGUUUAUUACCAACACAUCCGUGCUUUCAAUUAUUUUCCAAUGAUGAACAACAACUCAAUCGAACAACUAGCCGACGAUUGAUAACAAUGGUGAAAACACGCGAGAGUCAAGGUGAUGAGAAGGCAACAGUGAAUGAAAAAUUAUUUAGUAACUUUCGUGAUCUGUAUUUUACAUCCAAUACGAAAAUAUGGGAACAACUGACUAGCGAAAACCCUGUGAUCGAUUCAUCUGUUAUUUCGAAAAAGCGAAAUCAUGAAGAUUGA
This is a messenger RNA of Adineta ricciae, 3114 nucleotides long. Lineage: Eukaryota; Metazoa; Rotifera; Eurotatoria; Adinetida; Adinetidae. The record is from the annotation of a GenBank genome assembly.